AUGCAAGGUUUUGCAGUGAUGUUGCAUCUCAGGCACCUGCUCUGGCUGGUGUUUCUCUGCCGUGCGUUCGCUGAACAAGAUCCAUCAUGGAGGAUGAAGGUAGAGAAGGCUGCCCCUGCUAGUGGCUCUCUGGCUGGCAGGGUGGUGCUACCAUGCCACUUCUCCAUCACCCCCACCACCCACACCCCUAGCACACAGGGCCCAGAGGACCAGCUGAGGAUCAAGUGGACAAAGCAGGAGGAAGACGGGGAGCGUGUGGUGCUGGUGGCCCAGAGAGGAGUGAUCAAGGUGGAGCAGGAGUACAAGGGCAGGGUGUCGGUGCCCAACCACCCCCAGGCAUCAGGCGACGCCUCGCUGAUCGUUGCCCGCCUGAGGGCUAGCGAUGCUGGGCUGUACCGCUGCGAGGUCAUGCAUGACAUGGAGGACACCCAGGAUACUGUUCAUCUCAAUGUCAGCGGUGUGGUGUUCCACUACAGGUCUGCUUCCAGCCGCUAUACCUUUUCCUUCCCUGGGGCCGUUGACGCGUGUCGCGCGGCCGGGGCAACCAUCGCUACGGGCGAACAGCUGACUGCCGCCUUCGAGGACGGACUGGACCAGUGUGACGCCGGCUGGAUAGCCGACCAGACAGUCAGAUACCCAAUCACGAAGCCCCGUCCUGGUUGCAUGGGCGAUAUGAUGCACAGGCCUGGGAUCAGGACGUAUGGGCUCAGAGACCCUAAAGAGACCUACGACGUCUACUGUUACGCAGACAAACUACACGGUGAGGUGUUCUAUGCUCCUAUCCGUUACAAGCUGACCUUUCGCCAGGCUAAGCGUGCGUGCGAGACGCAGGGGGCGGUGCUCGCCUCCCCUGGCAACCUGUUUGCCGCGUGGCGUGGAGGCCUGGAUCGCUGUGACUACGGCUGGCUGUCAGACGGGAGCGCCCGCUACCCCAUCUCCGUCCCCAGGCCCCAGUGUGGAGGAGGGCUGCUUGGGGUCAGGACUCUGUACCGAUUCCCCGACCAGACUGGCUUCCCCAAACCUAUUGACAGACAUGGAGCGUUCUGCUUCAUGGAUGUUGAUGAGUGCCAGUCCAACCCAUGUCGUAAUGGAGCCACCUGUAUGGACGGAGUCAAUUCCUUCACCUGUGUGUGUCUACCCAGCUACACAGGACAGCUCUGUGAACAAGAUGUUGAUGAGUGCCAGUCCAACCCAUGUCGUAAUGGAGCCACCUGUAUGGACGGAGUCAACUCCUUCACCUGUUUGUGUCUACCCAGCUACACAGGACAGCUCUGUGAACAAGACACAGAGGUGUGUGAAUAUGGCUGGCAGAAGUUCCAGAGCCAUUGUUAUAAGCACAUCACCCACCGUCGCACCUGGGAUGCUGCCGAGAGGGAGUGUCGUCUCCAAGGAGCCCACCUCGUCAGUGUCCUGUCACAGGAGGAGCAGCUGUAUGUCAACGGUCUGGGCCAUGACUACCAGUGGAUCGGUCUAAACGACAAGAUGUUUGAGAGAGACUUCCGCUGGACUGACGGCAGCAUCAUGCAAUAUGAGCACUGGCGUCCCAACCAGCCAGACAGUUUCUUCCAGUCUGGAGAGGACUGUGUGGUGAUGAUCUGGCACGAGGGAGGACAGUGGAAUGACGUACCCUGCAACUAUCACCUCACCUUCACCUGCAAGAAGGGCACAGUCUCUUGCAGCCAGCCCCCAGUAGUGAAGGAUGCUCGUGUGUUUGGUUCUAUGAAGCCUCGUUAUGAGAUCAACACUCUGAUUCGUUACCACUGUAAAAACGGCUUCAUACAGAGAUACCCCCCCACCAUCCGCUGCCGUGACAACGGCCAAUGGGACAGCCCCAAGAUCACCUGCAUGAGCCCCGCUACCUACCAGAAGUCUUUCGCUUCUAGGAAACACACGGAUAAUCACAAUCAUAACCAGAAUCAGUACAAUCACAAUAAUCACAACCAGUUCAACUAUCAAAACCAACAAUACAGCAACCAAAACAAUCAAGACCAACGGAAGACCUCCAACCAAAAGCAAAAACAGCAGAGCGAGAGGAGACAGCAACACUAAUCUGAUCUCUGGUCAGUCCUUAAAAGCGCAGAUACGGUUGCAAAAUUCCAGGAACUUUCCCCAAAUUUCUGGAUUUCUGGAAAAUGUGGGAAUUUCUGAGAAAAUAUACAGUUAUUCUGCAUCCCUAAUUCCAGAGCAACUCAGAUCAGAUCACAUCCAGCGGGCUAGCUAGA
Messenger RNA from Salvelinus namaycush (lake trout), 2222 nucleotides. Its product is annotated as versican core protein-like. The record is from RefSeq and is a predicted model, not a curated record. The transcript has 13 exons. Gene Ontology annotation, biological process: cell adhesion. Gene Ontology annotation, molecular function: hyaluronic acid binding; calcium ion binding. NCBI's taxonomy places the organism in Eukaryota, Metazoa, Chordata, Actinopteri, Salmoniformes, Salmonidae. Bases 1 to 2049 code for a protein of 682 amino acids.